GCUUGACUGCCAUCUCCACAGCCAUGUGCCCAGGCUGGCUGGCCCUCGGCCUCCUGUCCAUGCUCAGCCUGAGUACCCAGGCCUUCAACAGCCAACUUCUCAAGUGCUUGGAGGACCCCCAGUAUGAAGAGCUGGUGCGGCUGGCCCAAGAUGGGCUGAGGCAGACAGCAGAAAGGAAACAGGUAGUGGUGAUUGGCGCAGGUAUGGCUGGGCUCACUGCUGCCAAGACCCUGCAGGAUGCUGGCCACCAGGUGACUGUCCUGGAGGCCUCAGGGCGUGUGGGUGGCAGAAUAGAGACCCACAGAGUGCCUGGAGCACAGUGGUACGUGGAGCUGGGCGCCAUGAGGAUCCCUGCCCACCACAGGCUCUCUCGUGAGCUCAUCAGGAAGUAUGGACUGAAGCUCAACGAGUUUUAUCCCUCUAACAACCAGACCUGGGUGCUGGUCAAUGGGGUGCGGCGGCGAACGGGGGAGGUGCAGGCCGACCCCCGACUGCUGGGCUAUCCAGUCAGGGCUGACGAAGAGCGGAAGACGGCAGAACAGCUCUUCGAAGACUCGCUGCGGAAGGUAAUGGAGGAGCUGAAAACCAGCAGCUGCAGCCAGGUGCUGGAGAAGUACGACUCCUUCUCUACCAAGGAGUACCUGAUCAAGGUGGGGAACCUGAGCCUCGGGGCCGUGCAGAUGAUCGGGGACCUGCUCAACACAGAUGCUGGCUACUAUGAGGCCUUCGUGGAAACCCUGCGAGGCAUCAUCUCCUUCUUCCAGGAGCCCCGGUUCCAUGAAAUCGUUGGGGGCUUUGACCAGCUCCCCCAGGCCCUGCAUGCUGCCCUCUUGCCAGGGACGGUCUGGCUCCACUCACCAGCGGAGGAGGUAGAGACAAAUGGAGACCGAGUCCAUAUCACCUACCGGACCCCAGACCCACUGCAGCCCAGGGCACGUCUAACCGCAGAUUAUGUGAUCGUGGCCAGCACAGCUAAGGCUGCCCGGCUUCUCCAUUUCCAGCCACCUCUUUCCCCUGGUAAGCAGGAUGCACUGCGAUCCGUUCACUAUAACAGCGCCACCAAAGUGAUUCUGGCCUGCACGCAGCGUUUCUGGGAAGAUGAAGGCAUCUUUGGAGGCAAGUCCAGCACUGAUCGACCUUCCCGCUUCAUCUACUAUCCCAGCCAUAUCUUUCCCAAUGGCACAGGGGUCAUCCUGGCCUCCUAUACCGUUGAUGACGACUCCUCUUUCUUUGCUGCCAUGGACCACACCCGGGCAGUCGAUGUCGUCCUGGAUGACCUGGCCGCAGUCCAUGACCGCCCCAAGGAGGAGCUGCGGACCCUGUGCCCCUACUCUAUGGUAAAGCACUGGGGCCAGGACCCCUAUUCCAUGGGCGGCUUCGCCUUCUUCACCCCCUACCAAUAUGUGGACUAUGCCCGGGAACUCUGUAAACCCGAAGGGAGGGUCUACUUUGCCGGCGAGCACACAACCCUGCCCCACGGCUGGAUUGACACGGCCAUCAAGUCAGGGCUCAGGGUGGCACAGAGCAUCCAAGAGUCUGCAGACUUGGCUUUGACAAAAGGCCCCAGAGACUCAAAAGAGCCCCACUCUAAAACUGAGCUACAGCCAACUUCAUGACACCCAGGAAUUGGGGGGAUCUCCAGUGAGGAAAAGUCUCAAAAUCCACUAUCUCACUUUAUCUCCACAUUUUCCCAAAGAUGCCAGACCAAAAGUGGCCACAUAAGGCCAAGGAAUGGAGUCCAUCCAACAUUUGGCUACCCAUGACUUUGGAUUUAUUAGCAAUGUCUUGACAACAACAUGUGACUC
Molecule: messenger RNA, 1805 nt
Organism: Equus quagga
Lineage: Eukaryota; Metazoa; Chordata; Mammalia; Perissodactyla; Equidae
Product: L-amino-acid oxidase-like
Exons: 6
Coding region: 24-1616 (530 amino acids)
Biological process (GO): amino acid catabolic process
Molecular function (GO): L-amino-acid oxidase activity; polyamine oxidase activity
Source: RefSeq, a predicted model, not a curated record